AGUCCGAGUAGUCACACAGAUGCAGCCGGUGUGUGUAGAUGUAGUGAUUGUGUUCCAGCACGUGCACAACACGAAAGGCCUGUGACGUACGUUGGUGUCAGUUCAAGAGUAAUCGGAAGUUUCUCAUUGUGGGCCUUGGGCCUUCUGAGUUUCAAUACUUUAUACUGGUUCAUGAGAGCAAACUUUAGCGAGUGGUGACAGUGCAGCGAAAAGUGACGCUUUGGAUUAAACGGGACUAGAUUAAAAACGCCGAGAUGCUGAAGCACGUCUCAUACCGCGCCUCGAGUACCUCACUUACUCGUCCCUUCGGCAACUGCCGCGCCUCCAACACUCUCAGUCCUCAAGGAAAAAGUCCCUUGUUACACUCAGACAAUGACUGCACCAUCAGCGCUCCCAACUCACCACAAAUUUCCCAAUUUCCCCGUCACACACGUCAUCAUUCUAUUACUCCAGACUCCAGUGCGAUCAUGCUCAGCAAAGAUGAAGUAGAUGGAGCUAAGCGCCACACAAUCCAGUCAAAAAUGCCACUCACUCCCAACUCCUCUCCCGUAGCAAACAACUCGUAUCUCCACAACGUGUCAAACUUGAGUCCGACAAACUCCGGACACGUGCGAAAUUCAAGUGAAGACUCAGUUUGUUUGAAGUCGGAUGACCCGCUGGCGAAACAUCAAAAAGACCUUAGGAACGUGGAGAGCAUGGAGGUGCGAGCAGAACUCAUGCCCGACAUCAGUGCUCGGCAGAGGACAGAAGCUCCUGAUAAUAUCAGCCUUCACUCGACCAUGAGCUUUUCGUCGCUUUGUCGUAAUGACCUCAGAGCUUCUUCGACCUCACUCGCCGCCCCAAAGGUUCCUGUACGCGUACACUUGCGCCAGCUUCGGCCUGACAUUGAGUACAAGACGCUUCGACUCGACCCCGAGACGACCUGCCGUCAGCUAAUCGAGCACCUGCUGCAGAAGUUGCGUCUCAAGCACCGCGACCCGAACCUGUUUGCGGUGGUGCUCGAAGUGGCCGUCAAAGGGCCUGGCGGGGCACCGCCGCUCAAGAAGCGCUUCUUGCUGGAGGACUCAGCGCGUCCCGUGGAGCUGCAGCAAUGCCGCCCUCGGGGGGAGGCCAACUUCAGCGUGACCAUGAGACGCGGUGGCGUCCUCAGGGUGCGGGACAGUAUUCUUACGCCGGGGUCUCAGUACAAGUCAGUGUUGGUGUCAUACACGAGCUCGGUGGUCGAAGUAAUCCAACUGCUGCUGCGAUGCAACAACCGCACGGACGACUGGCGGAUGUUCACACUGCACGAAGUUUGCGGAAAUCCUUACAACGAUCGACUCCUCAACGACGAAGACCGGCCGCUGUACGUGCAAAACUCGUGGCCGAAAAGCGAAAAACAAAAAUAUUCUUUGGUCUUACGAAGACAUCUCACCCAAGGACUGAUGGAAGAUGCGGAGACAUGGCGGCGGUUAAGUAUGGAUGAGUGCAGUCUGGAUGCCGACGCAGACUUGGAUGAACAUAAUAGUUCUUGCAGCAGCAUCCUCACUUCUUCGAGCAACUCCUCCAGGUCUCGUUCAUCCAUAUCUUCCACAACCGCAUCAGUACUCAGCCUUGCAUCCAUUUCUUCGAAUGGAUCGUCCAGGUGUUCGUUCUCUUCCAACAGCUCUUCAGGAGUGUCUUCUGGCUCAGGAUCCUCCUUCACUGCCGCUGAAACUCCCGAGAAAAAACGCCCCGUACAAACAACUCGACGGAUUCUUCCUCAUAUCCCGCGAGCUCAGACGCCAGUAGCUAAAGUAUAUCCCAUUUCUGCUGAAGAAAAUAUUCAGUCGUACUUUACGAUGCCUACUGAUGAAGAAAUUUCGCCUGCUUUAAAUAGCAAACAAAGUUGUAUUGUUCAGUCGGAAAGAAAACCAUUUCCAUUACCUCGAAGAAUUCUGAGCUAUCCUGUCGCAAAUAUCACUACUAGUGCCCAAGAUGAAAAAAUCGAUGUUUUGACACCAUUUUCCAAAUCCUGGUCGUCUGCAUCGUGUUAUGUUCCCUUGACAGUCGCUAAAGCCCGAGGUCCAACUGCUCAGACUUGGCAGAACAGAAGUAGGACCGCUCGGAUACGAUCUGCCACGAUUUCCAGUCCCGUAGAACAUAUGGCCAAUUUAUCCCUACACAAUCGGUCGAGAUCAAUUGAUCAGUCACGUUCCUCUGUUAAUAAUUUAACAUCAGCUACCUCAUCAGAUGGUGAAAAAUCACAGUUUGCCCACAGGUCAUCAAGCUUAGGACGUGCCGUGUCAGCUUCGUCAAUCACUUCACAGUCGAAAGCAUCGGAUUAUUCUUUCGCUAUCCCAUCUGCCACAAAGCUUCGACCUUUAUCUUUAGCACCAAACUCUUCUAUCACAUUUUCAUCACGGCGAUCUUCAUUGCUAUCGAAUCAGUCGCAUUCAACAUCGACUUUGAUGGCUUCGUCUUCAACUUUGUCCCUCGCUUCUCCGAGUGUUGAUUCCAAGAGUAAUUCUUCUAACAUCUCAACUGGACUUUUCAAUGUCGCCCAGUCGAAUUCCUCAAACAAUACAACACUCAUUUCUUUAUCUCCUAAUUCCGAGAAAGCACCUCCGGCUUCUUCUUCGAAUAUCAAAGACGAAAGAGAAUCUGAGCUUACCAAAACUGACGGCAAUGUCGAAAGCAAAACCCCCGAAGUUCCCACCGAAUCAAAAGAUUCAGUCUCAAAUGUUGUCGUUAGUCGUUGUUCUCUGACUUUGAAUUCGCGCCACGAAACAGACGAUACUAAGCAUUGUCCGUCCUGUUGUCGCUACGACAAGUGCUUCUACAUUUGAGAUGGUCAAUUGUAUGAUUCUUUGUACAGGCACUCGCGCAAGUUCAAUAUUAGUCAUAUUAAUUGCCAAAGAAAGUGGGGACAGUUUCGAUAAGAUCGGACGAUGCUUCAUGUCAUUUUGUGUGCAGUUCAGAAGGAAUUGAAGGUUGAAGCUUGUAAUGGACGCUAAUUUUGACCGAGGUGAAAGAAUUGAAAGAUAAUAUUAAUUUAGUGUCGAUUGUGCAAACCAAAGAUGAGGCAUUGGGCUGCUCGGCCUAUGUUGAAGUUUGAAAAAUUAUAACAAAACGUGGAAAUUUUUUCGAGCAACAGUCAAAACGUACGACUUAUUCUAGAAUUCUAGUGUUAGCUUACUCUGUAAUUAAUUGUUUUGUGUUCAAUUACAUUUAGUAUUUAUUUCUGGUAACCUAAAUUUCAUUGAGCGAUUAGCCGAAAUUAAAUCCGCGAUUAAAAUUAAAUGAACAUUACAAUUAAUUUCUUCACUUUCUUAUUGCGUGUCAUUUCCGAGUAACGUGUGUUUCCGCCUUGAAUAAAUAGAGUACCGGUAUUCUAGAUAUUCGGUCCGUGUUUGCCGUGAAAUCUUUGUAUCGAUUUAUUAUACUAUUAUAUUUUAUACUUUUUCGCAUUGUCGCUCAUUUCGCUGGAUUUUCUGUUAGUAUAAUUUCAGUUGAUGUUCAUUUCUUUUGUAUUGAAAAUUAACAAGGUUCAAGAAAUUUAUUUCAAGACAAUUCAAUAAGAAUUGCAUCAUGCGUUGCUUUACGUAGCGUAAUGUAAGAAGGUAGUUGUACAAUUUGUUGUUAUGGGUACCCUUGAAGCUGUUUCGUUAGUCUUUAUUCUAUUGCUUUCAAUCAAAGUUAUAUUGGUUUAUGCAUAAAAUGUUCUAAUGGAA
This is a messenger RNA of Hyalella azteca, 3692 nucleotides long. Its product is annotated as serine-rich adhesin for platelets. The transcript is spliced from 5 exons. Lineage: Eukaryota; Metazoa; Arthropoda; Malacostraca; Amphipoda; Hyalellidae. Gene Ontology annotation, biological process: signal transduction; positive regulation of epidermal growth factor receptor signaling pathway; positive regulation of fibroblast growth factor receptor signaling pathway. The record is from RefSeq and is a predicted model, not a curated record. The coding region runs from base 255 to 2807 and encodes 850 amino acids.